AUGCACCUGGAACUCAAUGAGGCUGAUCGCGACUGGCAAGACCAGAACCGCGCAUCUCGCCUUUACCGUGAUCUCUACGACACGUUCGGCGUACCAAACCCUGAUCCCACGCCAAAGAACCAGCUGUGGGCACGUCACUAUCUGACGGUUGUAGAGGAUUUAACAGUCCUCGACGGGGCCUCGGUUGAUGCAGUACGUUCGCAUUUCGAGUCGUGGGUGGAACAACGAAAUAUGCGGGAUCGAUGGAAUAAGUACCGUGUUUGCAUGGUGAUUAAUGAUGAGAUUCUUGAACCUCUUCUGAACAAUGUCCCGCUGGCGGAUGCACACGCGGAUAUGCACGGAGAAGAUUGUACGGAAGAGAUGACGGAGUGGUAUGUGAAGGUUGUUGAGGCAUUUCCUGAUCUUGAUCAAGGCGAACCAGACUAUAAAGGGUGGAUGAAUUGCUCUGUCUAUGCGAUGGUCGACCUUUGGGACUCUAUGGAUGACGGGGCUUAUAUGGGGACCUCGUUCGGUGCGGUGUUUGAGGGAGUUUAUUGUGGGUAA
This is a messenger RNA of Aspergillus terreus NIH2624, 543 nucleotides long. RefSeq lists its product as uncharacterized. The transcript has 2 exons. NCBI's taxonomy places the organism in Eukaryota, Fungi, Ascomycota, Eurotiomycetes, Eurotiales, Aspergillaceae. The coding region runs from base 1 to 543 and encodes 180 amino acids. The record is from RefSeq and is a predicted model, not a curated record.